UUUGAAAAGUCUCAGUAUUAUAGCUAUGGCCUAUUCAUGUGAAGAGAAGAGAUCUAAGUCAUACUCCUCAGAUUUAAGAUGGAGAAUGAUCUACCAAGUAGAAGUAGUUGGUCUGCCCAAUAGAAAGGUAGCUGCUAAUCUCCUUGUGGAUCCAUCUACAGUGCAUAGAACAGUGUGUCUAUUCAGAGUGUGUCUAUUCAGAGCUACUGGGAACGUUAAACCUAGUCAAUAUCCUCCUAAUCAGGGAACUGCUAAACUCACUGCUAUAGAUAAAGUGAUGAUACUGGAGUUGGUUAUUCAAAAACCUGGAAUCUAUCUAAGGGAAAUACAAGGACAUCUUCUUGAAAGAACGGGGACAGAUGUCAACGUAAGCACCAUAAUGAGGUACAUACAUGCCUCUGGGAUAACAAGACAAAAAAUGGUUCUGAGAGCUAAACAACAAAGUGAGCUGUUGCGUGCACAGUAUUUGAUUGACGUUUCAGUCUAUAAAGGCCACCCGGAGCUUUUCGUCUUUAUAGACGAAACAGGAUCUGAUCGGAGGGAUUGUAUGCGGAAAUUUGGAUACAGCCUAAGAGGAAAGCCUGCUAUUGUUCAAAAAUUGCUUUGGCGUGGACAGCGAGUUUCGGCUAUAUGUGCAAUCUCACUAGAAGGUGUACUGGAUUGCUAUACUACAACCGGCACCGUUAACGCUGAUACAUUCGAGGACUUUAUCACUAACUCUCUAGCUAGCAAAUUACAACCAUUUAAUGGAACGAACUCUAACAGUGUGGUGGUACUGGACAAUUGUAGCAUUCAUCAUGUGGACACAGUUGUACAGGCCAUACGUUCUACUGGAGCUAUAGUACAAUUUCUUCCACCAUAUAGCCCAGACCUAAAUCCAAUAGAAGAAAGCUUCUCCAAAUUGAAAUUGGUACUCAAAGCAAACGAGGAAUCAUUGGACUAUCUUGCCACAGAAACAGUCGUUUUAGCAGCUAUGAACAGCAUAUCUGUACAUGAUUGUUCACAAUGGAUAAGGCAUGCAGGAUAUACGUAAUCAUGAAAAUAUUAAUGUAUAAUGUAUUGUGAUGUCAAAUCAGUGAUGCGAAUCAGUUCAUGAAAGAGAUAAAUAUGUGUUGUCAAGUGUUCUUUUCAGGAUAUACAACUAUCUUGGUAUAAAUGUACAUGUGAAGCAGAUCAAAGAGAUUUAAGUGAUGACAAAAUGUUCUUUUUCUGCUCAGCAAAUUCUUCUUCUGAGAGAACAUAAUCUUCAAACAGCUCUUUGAUACGCUUUAAAUCUUCCAGACAGCUUCUUCUAAGCUGAGCAGUUUUCAUUGGUGAAACAGUUGAGCUGGAAGUUGGUGUCUCAGGAGUUUGAGUAUGUUUCAGUGCACUGGCUAUUGCGUUGGCUGCCCCAGUAAAAGCAUC
Molecule: messenger RNA, 1404 nt
Organism: Halichondria panicea
Lineage: Eukaryota; Metazoa; Porifera; Demospongiae; Suberitida; Halichondriidae
Exons: 1
Coding region: 26-1033 (335 amino acids)
Molecular function (GO): nucleic acid binding
Source: RefSeq, a predicted model, not a curated record